AUGGCCCAUGACCUCAACGAAUCAGGCGUGGGCCCACAGGCCGUAACAUCUGGAGAGGGAUCAGCACCAUCACAGAUAAACGAAACGCGAACACGAGAUGGACCAGAAAAGACAGAUUCAAGAGAUGGCCCAGUACCCAACUCUAGAGAAGAUGCGAUGGACGAAGAUCCUCAAAAUCCCGAAGAUAAUUCAACGCCUGUAAAUCUGACUGGCGCAUUGGAAAAACAAGCGCGGCGGGGCGAGGCAAAUGAUUCAAGUUAUCCUCGACACGAUAGUGCGCCCAAUGACAACAGCAGAUCAAAACCAACCCCUACAGUAGGAGAGUCUGCUAGCAGCUUGUUUGAGAACCCACCGAAUUUAUUACAAAUCCGGAGGCUUCUGUUCGAGUGCAAGGAUCCCAUCGAGAUCAGCCAGGCUGAAUUUGAGACCUACUGGCCAUUCAUUGACAAUGUCUGGGUCAAACAGAGAUCCAAUGCCAGCAAGGAGGGUCAUUGCACUACAGAUUACUACAUGUGUCGACUACGACGCGCCACACAUCGCCCAUCAGAGACACGGCCGCCAUUGCCCGAGGGCAAGCGUACUCGAAAGAAAAGGUCACGAGAAGGUGGCAUAUGUAACUUUCAGAUCAAGGUUGUUCGGUUCGAAGGCGCCUAUUCAGCUGUGAAGAUUUUUAGAACCCCAGGAAGUGAUACUGCUCACACCCACGAUCUCGACUACAGUGAUCGCGUGAAGCGUAACUCGGGAGUUAUGGAGUUUGUGCGCAGGGAGGCUGUGAAAGGAUAUUUACCAUCAUCAAUCUAUGCCAAGUUUCAGGAAGAACCAGAACGGCUUCUUGAAGCUGGAGGUCGCUCCCUCUCCGUGACUGAUGUACGCAACGUUGCUGCCAAAUGGCGUAUACAAAAUCCGGAGGUUCAGCUCGUAGCUCAUGAAGGCUAUCAAUAUCACCAGGGACAUGGGAUUGUCAAGACGAAUUCCGCGAAUGGCACCGAUCAUGAAUCACCACCGAAACCUACGCCUACAAAAUCAUCAUCUCGCUUACCGCCAGAUACACUAUCCUUUCCCCAAUUUCCCUUGGACUUUCUACAGCCAUAUCUACCCAAUGUAGAUAAGUACCACGCUGAAAAACGUACAUAUCCUCAUGUGACCCUAUCAUAUGCAUCAUCAAUGGAUUCAAAAAUCUCUCUACGUGCCGGUAUGCAAACCGUGCUUUCUGGUCCUGAGGCCAAGUUGAUGACCCAUUACCUUCGAUCCCGUCAUGAUGCGAUUCUCAUCGGAGUUGGAACAGUUUUAGCUGAUAAUCCUGGGUUGAACUGCCGAUUAGAAGGCGCUGGAGGCUUUGGUGGGCUAGGACGAAUGUGGCAGCCACGUCCAGUGGUCAUUGAUCCCACAGGGCGAUGGCCCAUUCACCAUGAUGAUCGGAUACUUCGAACUGCAGUGGAAGGAAAAGGUAGAGCUCCAUGGGUUGUUGUCUCACCGGGAGCUCCGCUCAACUCAGAACGGGUUGUACUGCUGAAGGGUUAUGGUGGUGACUUUCUCCGGAUCAUUGAAUAUAACCAAGACUGGCGACUCCGGUGGGAAGCGAUUCUUGGAGCCCUUGCUCAGGAGGGAAUCAAGAGUGUUAUGAUUGAAGGUGGUGGGACAGUCCUCAGCGAGCUACUUAAUCCCGAAUAUACCAACUUGGUUGACUCGAUCAUUGUGACGGUGGCCCCUACGUAUCUGGGUCAUGGAGGAGUCGGGGUCAGUCCUGAGUCAAAGCUGGAUAAUGAGGGUAAUCCAAAUGCAGCCCUAAACCCACGCGAUGUUAAGUGGACUCCAUUGGGGCAAAAUGUUAUCAUGUGUGGUAAAAUUCGGCCAGAAAAUGGUGCCAGUGGUGUUGAUAUUGCGCCUCAAUAA
Molecule: messenger RNA, 1893 nt
Organism: Penicillium malachiteum
Lineage: Eukaryota; Fungi; Ascomycota; Eurotiomycetes; Eurotiales; Aspergillaceae
Product: RibD family protein
Exons: 1
Coding region: 1-1893 (630 amino acids)
Biological process (GO): riboflavin biosynthetic process
Molecular function (GO): 5-amino-6-(5-phosphoribosylamino)uracil reductase activity
Source: RefSeq, a predicted model, not a curated record